Dimorphilus gyrociliatus is the source of this 632-nucleotide messenger RNA. Lineage: Eukaryota; Metazoa; Annelida; Polychaeta; Dinophilidae. The record is from the annotation of a GenBank genome assembly.
AUGUGACACCGCACGUGAUCCCUGUUGGUAUGGCGGCGGUAAAGAGAGUAGUAUCAACAGUUACAAAUGUUAUAUUUCCUGAAGCUAAAGAAAUUCAGCAAAAGCCUGAUCGAGAGAUUCUCAGUGGCGGACAAUAUAUGUCAAAUCUGCCCCUGCAGAUGGCAAUAUAUUUUAAUUUAUUUUUCUUUCCACUUUGGCUUAUCACGGAAAUUAUUUUGAUUGAGUUAAAGUUUAGUGAAUUAUCUCAAUUGUACAAGAUCAUAAGCAUAUCAAUAGUUGUAAUUCUUACUCCUCUUGAAAUAACUCGCCUAUACUUGGGUUUUAGUGGAAACCUCUCAGAAAGAGUUCCCGAACUAGCUGGAUUCUGGUUGAUAACUCUGGUGCUAACUAUUCCACUUUUUCUUUUUCUUCUGUUUAAUGAUGCAAUAAUUAUCGUUCCAAUGGAAAGAGCUAUGAAUGCUAUAUAUGUAGCAUUUGUUUUAUUCGAAGUUAUAUCUGGUUUUAUAGCUAUAAGGAUGCUUGUAAAAUAUCAAGCAACGAAAUUUCAUCUGUCUCACUUCGUUGAUCUCGAGCCAAUUCCAGCCGAUGAAUAUGACGAACAAAUGAUGAAUGAAAGCAAGAAAAUGCUAUAA